Molecule: messenger RNA, 1965 nt
Organism: Phalacrocorax carbo (great cormorant)
Lineage: Eukaryota; Metazoa; Chordata; Aves; Suliformes; Phalacrocoracidae
Source: RefSeq, a predicted model, not a curated record
GCGGCGACAGGGUGGCGGCUCGCUCCCCCCCUCAGCUCCCCCCCCGCCCCGGCCCGGUGCGGGCAGCGGUGCGGGCAGGGCCGGGCCGGGCCGGGCCGGGCCCGCCGCGGGGGCGGCCAUGUGGGCGCUGCGGGCGUUGUGCCUGGCCGGGCUGGGCGCGGCGCUUGGUGGGGCCUCGGCGGAUCAAUGCGGCUGGAGGGGCAGUGGGCUGUCACAGGAGGCGGGCAGCGUGGAGCAGCUCUCCCUGCACUGCGCCGAGGGAUCGCUGGAAUGGCUGUACCCCACGGGGGCCCUUCGCCUCCGCCUGGCCCCCCGCCUGCCCCCCGCUGCCGCUGCCACCAAGGGCAGGAGCCCUCGGCACGUCACCGCCUGCGUCAAACCUGCUGGCACCUUCCGGGGGGCUCAGCUGUACCUGGAGAGGGAGGGGGUGCUGGAGCUGCUGCUGCCAGAGGCCCCCCGGCCCCGUGUCCGCUGCUUCAGCUGGCUGCCCCGGGAGAAGGUGGCUCUCUUCCUGCAGGCCACCCCACACCGCGACAUCAGCCGCCGCAUCGCCGCCUUCCGCUAUGAGCUGCGGGGGGACUGGCUGGCCCGCCCGGCACUGCCUGCUGCCAGCCUCACCGGGGAAGGGGCGUGCCGGCCAUGCAAUGACACUGAGAUCCUGAUGGCCAUUUGCACUAGUGACUUUGUGAUCCGUGGCAGCAUCCGGAGCGUCUCCAACGACGCAGAGCUGCAGGAAUCCAUCAUCGGGGUGAGCGCCGCCCGCAUCCACCGCCAAAAGUUCCCCCUCUUCCAGGCAGGGGGACGCCCGGGGCGGUUGGUGGGCAGCAUCCGCACCCCGCUGCACUGUGGGGUUAAGCCAGGUCCCGGCACCUUCCUCUUCAUGGGGUGGCUGCAUUUUGGUGAAGCCUGGCUGAGCUGCGCGCCCCGCUAUAGGGACUUCCAGCGCAUCUACGAGGGGGCGCGGCGCAUGCGCCAGAACCCCUGUGAAUUCCCCAUGGACUGAGAGGCUUGGGGAGGGCAGCCUGGCCCCACGGGUGCUGGGGGGCUGGGGUCCCGCAGGCAGUAAGAGCAGCCCCAGAGGGACGUAGGGGCAGCGUGCCAGCAGGGAUGGUGCCUGGAGGGAGCGUGGCACUUCGGCCCUCGUCACGCAGCUGGGUGCCGGUAACACCCGCCGCUGGGCUGGCAGCGUUCCCAGGAAAAUCCUGCUGGAAGGGAAGGGAUUUUCCCAGGGCGCACUUGCCUGUGGUCCCAGGGACCUGCUUGGGUAAGGGAUGCAGUGGCAUGGGGCAAUGGGUUGGGGGCUCCCUGGCGACCAGGGUGCUGUGGGCUUGGGGUGCUGUGGGCUCAGGGACGCUGCAUGCUCGGGAUGUUGCGGGCUCAGGGUCACUGCGGGCUCAGGGACACUGCAUGCUCAGGGGAUGCUGCGGGCUCGGGGCCGCUGUGGGACACGGUGGGUCCAGCAGGCUGGGGCAGCUGCUCCCCUCCCUGGGAGGGCUUAGUGGCAGGUGGCCGUGGCGGUGGGUGGCUGUGGUGGCAGGGCUGGGGACGCAGUGGGGUGUGGAAGGGCCAGGAGGUGGAUUUGCAAUGUCAGGGAUGGAAGGGGGAGCGGGCAGCAUUGAGCCUUGCCCUGGCCCUGCCUGCAACGCAGGGUACAGGCAGGAGCCUUGAGGCAGAUGCUGAGGAAGAGGAGUGAGGCCGAAGGGAGCAAGGGGGAUGGCAAGGCGGGAGGAAGGCUGGUGUGGGGAGCAGAGGUGUCACCGGCACGGCCGGGGCAGGACCAAAGUGCCAAUGCAGGAAAGUGCCACAGGAGCAGGGAGAGGUCAGGCUGUGCCACCCAUCACUACCAGCCUGUGGCCAUGGCCUCACGGUGGCUGCCCGAUCCCACCAUUCCAGAUUGCCAGCAGUGGGGCAUGCCGUGCCAGAUGGGGGGGAUUUUUGACCGUGGGGGUGGGGGGCAUCAUAUGU